GUUUCCCCUUCCGACGGCCGUUGGGUGUCUCGAGCUCGCGGCUGCCAAUCGCGUGCUGACUGUCAGCAAGUUACCGCAAUAACUCGCCGCAUUGAUCAAGUCUGAUUUGGCAACAAUCUAAAAACGGGAAAAACUCAUUUUCGUGACGCAUCUCAGUCCUGCUCGGUGCAUGCGAACCUGUUUCUGGUUUCGGGAACUGCAGAAACUGGAUGUCGUGUUCGCGUCGUUCAUUUAAUCCGAUUGUGCGCUACUUUAACACGGAAUGUGUGCAACCAGAUCGGUGCCUUUCGACACAACUAUACUUCGACAACUAAGUUCGACUUAAACUGCCUCGGUCGCAUUUUUGCUCUCUUCGAAUGCACAUUUUCUUUUGGCAUCAAGACCGUAUGGUUGUGUAAUCGUUGACCCAGCUGAAUGAUGCGAGUUUCCCAAUUAACUGGAAUUUAGUUAUAUUCAUAUUUGUCCGGGAACAACGUGACCUAGACCUAGUGUUUCUAAAUGGACGCGAACCACGCUGCUGUUUUGGCUCCGGUCGGCUGGCUCCACGACUUGACAAGGUAAACAGCCCCAGACACUGCGGUGUGACAUCGCCGUCAUUCAUGUGGAUGCCAUAUGCCAGUGUUCGCCAGGGCAUGUACAGCAGUGUAGCCCAGUAAAAGUACCCUGUGCAGCUGUCUGAGAGCAAGACGGUUUCAGCUGCAGUCGCCAAGGGACAUCCGGGCCAAACAGAAAGCAAUGGGGCGGAUCUUCUUGGACCACAUCGGCGGAACACGCCUCUUCUCCUGUGCCAACUGCGACAUGAUCCUGACCAACCGAUCUGAGCUCAUCUCCACACGCUUCACUGGAGCCACGGGCCGCGCCUUCCUCUUUAACAAGGUGGUGAACCUGCAGUACAGCGAGGUGCAGGACCGUGUCAUGCUGACAGGCCGGCACAUGGUGCGUGACGUCAGUUGCAAGAAUUGCAACAGCAAGCUGGGCUGGAUCUAUGAGUUUGCCACAGAGGACAGCCAGCGCUACAAGGAAGGCCGUGUCAUUCUGGAGAGGGCGCUGGUCCGGGAGAGCGAGGGCUUCGAGGAGCACGUCCCUUCUGACAAUUCCUGAGUUUGACCCCCCUACCCCCUACCCACCGUCAUCACCGAAGCAACCCUCACACUCUCAGAAAUCACUGCCACUUAGCUCAGUUGCCCCAGCCUCACUGCAGUAUCCUGCUGCCUCUCCCCUCCCCUCCCACCAUCUUCUGGCCAACCAGAGACUCAGACUGGCCCCAGCCUAGCCGCUCUCUUACAUGCAUACAAGCACCAGCACGCUGUACCUGCGUGUGUGUCCGGUACACCAUUACCAGACAGGCUCAUGGGCACUCAGGCCACCCCUGCGGAACUGGUUAUAUGCACAGCAUGCACAUGCACUCAAGGUCACAAGAUGCUCUUGGCAGAUAAGAGAACAUGACUUGCACAUCGAUCUGCACUGGUGCCCUGCUGUUUUUGUAUGACAUCGACACUGCGUUUACACUUACUCUGUUCUACAGCCUCUCGUAGACAGUAUGAUGAAGUGAGGCACGGGUGAUUCAGUUGGCUGUUUUGUCUUCAUUUUGGCCUUUGUUCCCCCCCCCGUAGUUAUUGCCCUCAGUGCUGUGGUGAUUAUGAACCAAUCUUAUUCUUACCACCUUUCGAUUCAAGGUCAUGUUGUGCAUUGUGAUGCUGUUUCGAUGCUGAAAGUGUAAGAUGUGUUUGAAAGGGCUUUGGUGACAAGGUCACAUUUACAAGGAUGUGUGAAAGAGCAGCUUUUCUGUUUACUCCUGGAAUUACAAGGCUGGACCCACAUGCAUAGCCUGCAUGAGGCUGCACGCUGGAGCACAUAGCACAUCGCAUGUGGCCCACUGUCUUUCAGAAAAAGAAAGGUUCUGUUUGUCAGAUAAUUCAGUUCAAAUUCCCUAGAAAUGUAAAAGUUUUGAAAAGAGAACGUUCUAACUUAGUCUUCACUUCACUGAGUGAACGGAUUAUCCCUUUAAAGCCAUUGUGUGCAGAAACUGGUACUGAAGUCCUUCCUGUUCCUCUUACUCCCGCUUAACCAGCAUUGGAAAGUUUGUCUUUUCCAUGAGGGUCUGUCUGAGAGAUGCAUUUCAGCAGCAUGGCACCGGUGCCCGCACAUGACUGGGACCAGCCUUCCCAGUAAGAUAACAGCUGUGGCACGCCUGUGGGUUUGGAGGGCAGGUCUUUGCCAUUAGUCUCCCGAUCACGUUUGGAUUGCGCACGGGGCCUCUAGCUCAUCCUCUGAAUGCAGUGUGCUCACUUCACACAGCCCAUCCUACUGCUGUGGACACAAGUAAUUCGUAUUACCUUAUUUUAAUAAUUGUGAUUAUUUUUCCUUGAAUAUAAAUCAAAUCUUUUUUUCUUUGCCAAGUUUUGUUCUGUAGUGAUUUUAUCAAUAAAUUGAAUAGUUAUGCCUAAAAAACA
Paramormyrops kingsleyae is the source of this 2453-nucleotide messenger RNA. Its product is annotated as protein yippee-like 5. Lineage: Eukaryota; Metazoa; Chordata; Actinopteri; Osteoglossiformes; Mormyridae. The record is from RefSeq and is a predicted model, not a curated record.